Humulus lupulus (European hop) is the source of this 7835-nucleotide messenger RNA. RefSeq names its product mediator of RNA polymerase II transcription subunit 12. Gene Ontology annotation, biological process: regulation of transcription by RNA polymerase II. Bases 499 to 7260 code for a protein of 2253 amino acids. Gene Ontology annotation, molecular function: transcription coregulator activity. Gene Ontology annotation, cellular component: mediator complex. The transcript is spliced from 13 exons. The record is from RefSeq and is a predicted model, not a curated record. Lineage: Eukaryota; Viridiplantae; Streptophyta; Magnoliopsida; Rosales; Cannabaceae.
AAAAAAAUGCAGUGAAAGUUAGAUGUUAGAAGAAAGCUUCCCCAAAUUGUAGCCCAAUAACGCUAACUUAAUACUAGAAAGAACAGAGCCAUCGUCGUCGUCGUCAUCAUCAGCAAAACUAAGAGUCAAAGCCCAAAGCCCGAGACCCUUCUUCUUCUUCAUUCCGAAAUCCUGAAUCUCUCCUUUUCUCUCUAUUCUUCCUGUCAUCGCAAUCUAACUCUUUGUUCUCAUUCCAAUAUUUCCCCCUUUUUUAGUUUGAUUCAAUUUAUUUAUUUUUUAAAUUUUGCCAUCAAAACCCUAGCUCAACUUCCUGCUUAAAACUCAAUCUGAAGCUUCACGUUAGCUCGUUCGGGUCGCUCAUGAAGUUUGCAUCUUGAAUUUGUUCAAAACCCUAGUUGUGAAUUGACGGAACUGGUGCUUCUGCAAUGCAGUUUAGUUUGUUCAGCAUUUUCUAGCAGUUCAAUGCUGGGGGCAGUAUGCCGAUGAUAGUUGGGAGAAAUGCAACGGUAUCAUGCUGCUGGCUGCACUAGUGCAGUUAAUAACAGUUCAAUUGGUGGGGCAUCAGCUAGGGAUAGUACCCGAGCUGAUUCAUCUUCUUUGCCAACUAAUUACUCCCUGAAUAGGCGGUCAUCUCAGUUAUCACCUUACAAAUUGAAGUGUGACAAAGAAUCCUUGAAUUCACGGCUUGGCCCACCUGACUUUCAUCCACAAACUCUAAAUUGUCCAGAGGAGACACUUACCAAAGAAUAUGUGCAAUCUGGAUACAGAGAGACUGUUGAAGGAGUUGAGGAGUCAAGAGAGAUAACACUGUCUGAGGUUCAACAUUUUUCCAAACCUGUUGUCUUCAAGUGCAAAGAGUCUAUCAGGAAAUGUCUGAGGGCUAUAAACGAGUCUCGUGCUCAAAAGCGAAAGGCCGGUCAAGUUUAUGGUGUUCCUCUUUCUGAUUCGCUAUUAACAAAGCCAGGUGUUUUUCCCGACCAAAGGCAAUGUAGUGAAGACGUCCGGAAGAAAUGGAUUGAGGGUUUAUCACAACAACACAAACGGUUGCGUUCCCUGGCUGAUCAUGUUCCUCAUGGGUAUAGGAAAAAAUACCUUUUUGAUGUUCUAAUAAGGAAUAAUGUUCCCUUGCUUAGGGCAACCUGGUUUAUCAAAGUAACGUGCUUGAAUCAGAUUCGACCUGGUUCAGGUAGUAUUUCUGGAGCAUCCGAUAAAGCGCAGUUGUCCCGCACUGAGUUGUGGACAAAAGAAGUCAUUGAAUACUUGCAGUCCCUCUUCGAUGAGUUUUUUUCAAAGAACAAUUCUCAUUCUACUUCACAUAUCAGAGAUCGGUUACCGCAAAUGUAUGCUGGGUCUGCACACUUAAGGGGUGAUCCAGGCUCAGCUGCACCUGAUAAUGAAGAGUCUUCUCUGCAUUUUAAAUGGUGGUAUAUGGUACGGCUUUUGCAGUGGCACCAUGCUGAAGGACUGAUCCUGCCUUCUCUUGUAAUUGAUUGGGUUUUCCGUCAGCUUCAGGAUAAAGAAUCACUGGAAAUUGUGCAGUUGCUUUUGCCCAUUAUAUAUGGUGUUUUGGAAACUGUUGUUCUAUCUCAAACAUAUGUGCGCACUCUUGUGGGAAUAGCUGUUCGUUUUAUACGUGAACCUUCUUCGGGUGGAUCAGAUCUUGUAGAUAAUUCCCGAAAGGCAUACACAACCUCUGCACUGAUUGAGAUGCUUCGAUAUUUAAUAGUUGCUGUGCCUGAUACAUUUGUAGCUCUGGAUUGCUUUCCAUUGCCAUCUUGUGUUGUUUCUCAUGUUGUAACAGAUGGAAGUUUGUCAAAGUCAUCUUCUGAGGAUGCGAGAAAGAUUAAAAUUGGCUCAUCAGAAGCUUCAUCUCUGUUUAGGAGUAAAGGUCUUGAUGCUCAGUACCAAUCCUUGGCCCUUAACUAUGUUGUUUCUUCUAUUCAGAAACGUGCUGAUAAUCUUUCAAAAGCUGCACGUCCUGGCUAUCCUGGUCAUAGUGUGGCUAAAGUUGCAGAGGCUUUAGAUAGAUCUCGUAUUCAAGGUGAUGUCAGAGGGGCUUAUAAGCUUCUCUUUGAAGAUCUUUGUGAAGGAGUUGCCAGUGAACACUGGAUUGCAGAAGUCAGCCCCUGCUUGAGAUCAUCACUGAAGUGGAUUGGGAGUGUCAACUUAUCAUUUGUUUGCUCUGUAUUUUUACUUUGUGAAUGGGCAACAUGUGAUUUCAGGGAUUUUCGGACUGCUCCUCCUGAUAAGCUGAAGUUCACUGGCAGAAAAGAUUUUUCUGAAGUAUAUGUUGCAAUUCGACUUUUGAAGUUAAGGCUAGGAGGUUUGCAGAAUUCACUUCGAUCCAAGAGUGACAACCCGUUUGGAGUUAAUAUUCUGACAAGAUGUUCAAGUCAGCAGAACAGAUUUUCUGUCAAAAACACCAUGGGAGAUUUGCAUGCCUUCAAAAGUAAUUUAAAAUAUGGAGACCAACGGGGUAUGAACAUAUCUUCAAUUUUUGAGAGCCCAGGUCCUUUACAUGAUAUCAUAGUAUGUUGGAUUGAUCAGCAUGAAUCAUGCAAAGGGGAAGGGUUUCAGCGUCUUCAGCUGCUUGUAGUGGAAUUGAUACGUGCUGGGAUAUUUUACCCACAAGCUUAUGUAAGGCAGCUUAUGGUGAGUGGAAUCAUGGAAAUGAAUGGAUCGAUGAUUGAGGCAGAUAGACGGAAGAGGCAUUAUCGAUUAUUGAAACAGUUGCCUGGGAUAUUUGUGCAUGAUGCACUGAAGGAGGCAGGGCUAGCUGAAGAGCCAGAAUUUUUGGAGGCCAUACAAGUUUACUCAAAUGAGAGAAGACUAGUACUUAGUGGACUUCUUUGCAAUCUAAAUAAACAGUUUAAUAAAACAAAUAUAUCAGCUCAAAAGCAAAAGUUUUGUUCAAUCUCCGGGAAGGAUGGUGCUUCAUCAACUUCGGCUGAUCAGUGGAAAUCUGUUCAGUCAUCAAAUUUAAUUUCAGGUAAAAAGGUAAACCAUGAGGUUGAUAUUGAAGAACUGAAGGAAGCAAUCUCAGUAGUGUUACAGCUACCAAACACUUUACUGAAAUCCACAGAUGCAGGACUUGAUGAAACACUUAUUGGUGUAAAAAGGUCAUCUAUGGCACUCUUUAACAAGAUGGAUUUGGGAGAAGGCACACCUGGGUGUGAAGAAUGUAAAAAAGCAAAGCGACAAAAACUGGGUGAGGAAAGAAGCUCAUGUCUCCAAGGACAAUCUUCGACUCUAUCUGAUGAUGAAGAUACCUGGUGGGUGAAAAAGGGAUCUAAAUCUUCGGAAUCUAUGAAGGUCGAUCCUCCGCUUAAGUCAAAUAAGCAGGUCCCCAGGAAUAGGCAGAAAUUACCCCGUAAGACUCAAAGUCUUGCUCAAUUAGCAAAUUCUAGGAUUGAGGGUAGCCAAGGAGCAUCUACAAGUCAUGUUUGUGAUAAUAAAGUAAGCUGCCCUCAUCACAGAUCUGGAAUUGAAGGAGAAAAUUCCAAGUCUGCUGAAGGGAUCAAAACUAACAAUUGCACAGAUGUUGUUUCAAUUGGGAAAGCACUAAAACAGCUGCGUUUUGUAGAGAAGAGAACAAUUUCAAUGUGGUUGGUCACUGUUGUUAGGAAGGUUGUUGAAGAGGCUGAAAAAUCCAUAUCCAAGGUUGGACAAUUAGGGAGGUCAUUCACUUCUGUUGAUGACAGGAAUGGCAUCCGAUGGAAGCUUGGUGAGGACGAACUAUCUGCCAUACUCUAUAUGAUGGAUGUUUCAAACGAUCUAGUGUUGGCCGUCAAGUUUGUCCUUUGGUUGCUGCCUAAGGUACUUGGUAGCCCUAGUUCCACAAUCCAUAGUGGGCGGAGCAGUCUCAUGUUGCCAAGAAAUGCAGAAAGCCAAGUGUGUGAAGUGGGAGAGGCAUUUUUGGUAUCAUCACUUCGAAGGUAUGAGAACAUACUUAUUGCACAAGAUCUUAUUUCAGAAGCAUUGUCAGCUGCAAUGCAUCGUGCUGCAGCUGUAAUGGCCUCUAAUGGAAGAGUUUCAGGUUCAUCAGUUUUGGUAUAUGCACGGUAUUUGUUGAGAAGAUAUGGCAAUGUGGCUAGUGUUAUUGAGUGGGAGAAAAAUUUUAAGGCAACAUGUGAUAAAAGGCUUGUUUCUGAAUUUGAGUCUGGACGGUCCGCAGAUGGAGAACAAAAGUUUCCGCUUGGAGUUCCUGCAGGAGUUGAAGAUCUUGAUGACUUUUUCCGUCAAAAGAUUAGUGGUGGCCGUUUAUCCAGAGCAGGUGCAAACAUGAGAGAUAUUGUGCAACGGAAUUUAAAUGUUGAGGAUGUUCAGCAGUUUUUUGGUAAAGAGAGAAAGGUCUUUGCUGCUGGGACACCUAAGGGUUCUGCUGCAGAAAAGUGGGAUGAUGGAUAUCAGGUAGCACAGAGGAUAAUUACAGACCUAAUGGAAUGCAUUAGGCAGACUGGUGGUGCUGCUCAGGAGGGGGACCCAUCUUUGGUGUCUUCUGCUGUUUCUGCCAUUGUUGCUAAUGUUGGGCCAAGUAUUGCAAAAUUGCCUGAUUUAAGAGUUGGAAAUGGCUAUCCAAAUGCUCCAUCUCCUACAGAUUCUAUAAACAUUGCCAAGCGUUUAUUGUGUAUCCAUAUAACAUGUCUAGGCCUACUUAAGGAAGCACUUGGUGAGCGCCAAACCCGUGUAUUUGAGGUAGCCCUUGCAACUGAAGCUUCUUCAGCCCUUGCUGUGGUCUUUGCUCCUGGAAAGGCAUCUCGAAAUCAGUUCCAGUCAUCUCCUGAAUCUCAUGAGUCAAACAGUAGCUUGUCCAACGAAAAUGCGAACAAUUCCACAAAAGUGGUUCUUGGUAGAGCUACUAAAUUUGCAGCUGCUGUUUCUGCUCUUGUUAUUGGGGCAGUGGUUCAUGGGGUCACUAGCCUGGAGAGAAUGGUAACUGUUUUAAGAUUGAAGGAAGGCUUGGAUAUAGUUCAAUUUAUAAGGAGUACAAGAUCUAGUUCUAAUGGCAGUGCCCGUUCAAUGGGUUUUAAGAUGGAUAACUUCAUUGAAGUUUAUGUUCACUGGUUUAGGCUGCUUGUUGGAAACUGCAGAACUGUAUCUGAUGGAUUGGUUGUGGAACUCUUGGGUGAACCUUCCAUAGUAGCUCUUUCCAGGAUGCAGAAUAUGCUUCCUGUUGUCUUAGUAUUUCCACCUGCAUAUUCAAUAUUUGCAUUUAUUAUAUGGCGACCAUUCAUGUUGAGUUCAAGCCUUUCAACCCGUGACGAUAUUAAUCAAUUGUAUCAAUCUUUAACUCUGGCUUUUAACGAUGCCAUAAAGCACUUACCUUUUCGAGAUGCAUGUUUGAGAGAUAGUCAGGGAUUUUAUGAUCUAGUAGCUGCAGAUGGAAGUGAUGCUGAAUUCGCAGCCAUUCUCGAGUUAGGUGGUUCUGACUUGCAUUUAAAAUCCAAGGCAUUUGUUCCUCUACGUGCAAGGCUUUUUUUAAAUGCUAUCAUUGACUGUAAGAUGCCAGAGGAUGGAAAUCGGGUCUCAGGACAUGGUGAAUUUAAAACUCAAUUUGCUGAGACUGAGAGAAAGCUUAAAGACAAGCUUGCACAUGUAUUGGAUACCCUGCAACCUGCCAAGUUUCGUUGGCAAUGGAUAGAGCUUCGGCUUCUUUUGAAUGAACAAACUCUUGUCGAGAAGCUCCGUACCCAAGAUAUAUCCCUGGCAGAUGCCAUACGUUCUUCAACACCUAGCCCGGGAAAAGCUGCUGCUUCUGAAAAUGAGAACAAUUUUAUCCAGAUCAUUCUCACAAGGUUAUUGGUUAGGCCUGAUGCUGCAUCCCUUUUCGCAGAUGUGGUUCAUCGUUUUGGGAGAUCUCUAGAGGAUUCUAUGUUAAUGCAUGCUAAGUGGUUCCUUGGUGGCGCUGAUGUUCUUUUGGGAAGGAAAACUAUUAGACAGCGUCUUAUUAAUAUAGCUGAGAGUGAAAUUCUUUCAACAAAAAGCCAAUUUUGUAAGUCUUGGGGAUGGUAUAAUUCUGAUUCUCACCCUGUGACAACUGGGGACAAAAAGAAAUUUGAAGCCAUCUCCCUUGAAGAAGGAGAAGUCGUUGAUGAAGGCUUCAAUGUCACCCAGCAGCAUGUGACAGAAAGGGCUCUCAUCGACUUACUUCUUCCCUGCAUAGAUCAAAGCUCUGAUGACUCCCGCAAUACGUUUGCAAAUGAUCUGAUUAAACAGUUGAAUAAUAUUGAACAGCAGAUAAAUGCUUUUACUCGUGGGAUGGAUAGGCAAGCAGGGUCAUCUCCUUCUGGAAUUGAAGGUCCGACGAGCAGAGGAAAUAACCGUAUAGCUAUUAGGGGUGGUAGUCCUGGACUAUCCAGACGAGCAGUAGCAAGUUCAGCAGAUUCUUCUCCACCUCCGCCUGCAGCUUUGCGAGCUUCUAUGUUGUUGCGAUUGCAGUUACUUCUAAGAUUGCUUCCUGGGAUUUGUUCAGAUGGGGAGCCAUCGGGAAGGAACAUGAGACACAUGCUUGCUUCGGGAAUACUCCGUCUUUUAGGGAAUAGAGUGGUGCACGAGGAUGUAGAGCUUUCCUAUAAUCCCAUUCAAACUUUGUCCAAGAAUGAGGUGGAAUCUUCAACAGAAACUUCCACUCCUGUCAUUGCUGACUCGCUAGGUGAAAGUCUCUUUGAUCGGUUAUUGUUGGUUCUACAUGGGUUGUUGAGCAGUUGCCAACCAAGCUGGCUGAGGUCAAAGCCUGCUUCCAAGUCAACCAAUGACCAUGCAAAGGAUGUUUCUAUAUUUGAUCGUGAAUUGGCAGAAACAUUGCAGUGUGACUUAGAUCGCAUGCAACUUCCUGACAUGAUUCGGUGGCGUAUUCAGACCGCAAUGCCAGUACUCCUUCCCUCUGUCCGGUGCUUUGUCAAUUGCCAGCUACCUUCUAUUCCAAAUACAGCCUUAGCAUCUCUUCAAUCCAGCAUCUCAACUUCUGGGUCAUACUCAGGAAGCUUAAUCACAUCACACAGGAAUCAAUUUCCUUUAGCUCGACCUGUAUCUAACAUAGCAGGGAAGUCUAAGUCAUCGCCCUUGCAGGAUUACGAUACAGAAAUUGACCCAUGGACACUCCUGGAAGAUGGUACAGGAUCAGGCCAAUCUUCAAGUAACAGUGGCUUGAUAAGCAGCGGUGAUCAUGCCAAUCUUCGGGCAUCUAGUUGGCUUAAAGGGGCUGUAAGGGUGAGACGGAAGGAUCUCACAUACAUUGGUGCUGUGGAUGAUGACAGCUGAAUCUAACAUCACUCCAUUUCGGAAUUUGAUUGGAGUGAGUAAGCCCCUCUUCAGGUAAUCUAAUGUUUUAAUUUGUUGUCCACAAUUGGUGUCAAGAUCACCAUGUUUUGUAUACCUCCUCUUUGACAACAGAGGAUCUGCAAAGAGGGAAUUUUUUUGGCGGGCCGUUGAGUUUGAAGGAGGAAUUUGAAGAUACAACUUCCCAUGCCAGUCCAUCCAACCCAGUCUCGAGCCUGCUUGACCACUAACCCUUUUGAUUAUCUCACAUCCAAACUGUGCUUCAUCUUUGUGCAGUUUGGAGGCUGUUGUAUAUAUAGAGAUAAUUGUUUCACUUUACCAAUUGAUUUAAGUAAAAUCUCUAAAGAAUGACCUGUAGCUGUUUGUUGUCAUAUCUAUUCGAGUCUUUACUUCCUAUCCCCUACUGCAUAUAAUAACAGCACACAUAUGUGUACGCCUAUUUGUACAUGUAUAUGUCAAAUUUGCAUGUUAAGUACUCGUUUAUUCUUAUUGCCAAGAUGAGAUGCAUUUGCUCUGGCUUCUGCCCAUUUUCUUUUAUGAAGCAAUUGUUAUAGUCA